Molecule: messenger RNA, 2409 nt
Organism: Triticum urartu
Lineage: Eukaryota; Viridiplantae; Streptophyta; Magnoliopsida; Poales; Poaceae
Source: RefSeq, a predicted model, not a curated record
AUGUACCUGCCAUCGACGUCAUACACAGGUUAUUACGAUGGCGGUGACCCGGCAAACAUCUCCUGGCAAGCUUCACAAAUUGCAGGUGGAGCACGUCAUUAUGGUGUCACAGACCACACAAGAUGGUCAAAUACAGCACAACAAGAACCUACAACUACAAUGCACAACGGCGCAGGAACAUCUACUGCGGGGAGCUCUGAGCGCACGGAAGACGCGUUCCACCAGCCAGCAGACAAUCAUGCCGCAAACAAUUUCGAGUCAGAGUCGGGAAUGGCAAUCAUUCCAGCAAUGCCGGCAAGCACCCCUUUGAACACAAGCACUGGCAACACUCGGGUAGAUGGGACUACCGCCGAUACUGAAGUGAAUGAUGAAACUGACAAUGACGCACAAGGGGAUGAAGAUGGUGGGCAAUCAGAGAUCAUGGUACCUCAGCCACCGUACAUUGGGCAGAGAUUUGAAUCGUUCAAAGCAGCAAAGGAAUACUACCAGACAUAUGCAAAUUUCCAUGGAUUUGCGGUCAACACUGAGUACCAUAGGAAAAUUAAGAAAACUAACGAGUACAGCAGAGGUGAGAUGAGGUGCCACAAGGCACGAAGGAACAAGAAGGGGAAAGGUGCUGCGCCUGUCAUUCCAGAACGAAAGAGAGGUAUCAUUCUCAAGAAUGAGUGCCCUGUCCGGUGUAAGCUAAACGUAGAUGGAGCACAGUGGGUGGUCAAUGAAUAUUUUGACGAGCACAACCACCAACUCAUAAAGAAGUUCGACCUGGUGAAAUUUCUGACCACCCACAGAGGGUUCACCCCCAUCGAAAGGCAAUUCAUAAAGCUACUACAUGAUUGUAACGUCGGUCCAUCAAGAAUGGCCAGGUACCGUAGAGAGAGCAAGUUGGCAGACAUAGAGGCCACAAUUACCUACUUCGAUGAGAAAGCCAAGGAAGAUCCAGAUUUCUUCUACAGGAUAAGGUUGGACGAUGAGGACCGUGUCAGGAACAUGUAUUGGGUGGAUGGUGCUGCAAGGAGAGCCUACAAACAUUUCCGAGAUUGCAUUUCAUUCGACGCGACGUACCUCACCAAUAUGUACAAGAUGCCAUGCGCUCCGUUCAUAGGAAUAAAUAACCACAAUCAGUCGUUGCAGUUCGGCUGCGGGCUCGUCCGGAACGAAGACACGGAUGGGUACAUUUGGCUGUUCAAGACCUUCUUGGAGUGCAUGGAUGGUCUUGCUCCGAUGAACAUAAUAACGGACCAGGAUUUCAGCAUGCGUGCAGGCAUAGAGCAGGUCUUUCCGUUGGCAGUGCACAGGCACUGCAGGUGGCACAUUAUAAGAAAGGCUGAGAAGACGCUAGGACCGUUCUUUGCUGACCGUCCAGAUCUGCACAAGGAAUUCGAGCUGUGCGUGGACCACAGCUUGAUGGUGGAGGAGUUUGAAAAGAGCUGGAUGGCCAUGACUGAAACACAUCAAACUACACAGCGCAGCGAGGGGUUCAAUGCUGUUUUGAAGCGGUACGUCAGCCCUGACAACUCAUUGCUACAGUUUGCCAAGCAGUACACAGCUUUGCAACAAAAAAUUCUGGGAUCUGAGCUACAACAAGAAGCGAACACCGCGCUAAAGCAGCCAAAAUUGCUAACAUACUUACCGAUGGAGAGGCAAAUGAGCAAGAUAUACACCAACAAGAUCUUUAACAAAUUCCAGGAAGAAAUAAAGCGUGCCAGCAUGUUCACGGCUUUCCAGGUGGACGAACGUACGUUCAAGGUCUGUUCUAUUUUGGGCAUGUCAGAUUCAGAACCUGAAGACCUGGACAAAGGAAGGAACUACUUCGUCACAGCCUUGAUAGGCGAAGGCGAGUUCUACUGCCAAUGCUGCAAGUUCGAACGGGACGGCAUUGUGUGCUGUCACAUACUAAAAGUAAUGGACAUGAACGCUGUGACACGGAUGCCCCGCCAUUUCAUAAGGCGACGAUGGACUUGGGACGCUGACGACGCGUUGGCGCCGCAGACAACACACGCAGUUCUGGCUGUGCAUGACGAGAGACCAGAGUCAACCAUGGAAGCCGUGAGGCACAUUGUGCAGACAAAGAACUAUGCGGAGCUAAUUGAUGAAGCGUGCAAGAGUGAUGAGACAGCGAGAGUCGCAGAAAAACACAGGAAGGCACUGAAAAGAGAGCUUGAUGAGAUCAAGAAGAGGAAAGCCGAGGAAGCCUUACACCGGUUCCCCUGCACAUCAAGCGUGCCUUCAUCCAUGGGGCCAUCGUCUGAAAACUCGGAGAUAGGAUCUGGAACAGCAAGCACACAGACCCAGGUCAGGAACCCACCCCCUUCCAUCACAAAGGGUCAUCCAAGAGAGAUAAGGUACAAGUCGGGAUUGGAGAUCCAAGCAAAACACAAGAAAACGAAGAAAGGGGCGGGCAAUCCAUGA